CAUAGGCCUCACACCACUUCUGGUAUCUGUGAUCUGUUACAUCCCAAACUGAUAACAAUGGAGUCUGGAGGAGUGGUUGCAGAGGCGGCCUGGAGCUCGCUCGACCUGCCAUGGCAAGCCGAGGAGUCGGAGAUAAUGCAGCAGCUGCUUGGUACCUUCCCCUCCAAUGGUGAGGAAGAUCACCAAGAGAUGCCUUGGUCUUUUCAGGCUUCCAAUGCGAGCUAUUUCCAUUGCAAUGCUAGUUCUAGUACAUAUAGCUCCACUAGUAGCAAUAGUUCUGGCACUCUCCUUGUACCAUCUGAGUAUGGGGGUUACUAUUUGAGUGAUUUGAAUGAGGCCCUGGGUAUGAACUCCUGCACGGCACCACUGCACCUGAACAUGGUCCUGGAGCAAGGUGCAACUCAGUUUAUGAAUACCAUUCUUAACCCUCCUUAUGGGAGUGGCGAUUCGAGCUGUGAGGAUAUUGGGAAUUCUAGCGUGAAUCUCCUCGAUUCCAUUGGUACUCCUGGCAAGAGGAAACACCUGGAACAAGGCCAACUAGAUGGCCAAGCAAGGAGUCGGAAAUGCGCAAGGAAGUGUGAUCCGAAGCGGGCGAAGAAGACCAUGAAACGGGAAGGCGAGGAUGGCAGCGCUGCUGUCACGAAUGGGCAAAGCUUGAGUUGCUGCACAUUUGAAAAUGACUCAAAUUCUUCUCAGGGACCUCCUGUUGCCUCUAACCCAAAUGGCAAGGCACAAGCUGACCUCCGGUCAGCAAUUGAGUCCCAAAGCCUCUAUGCAAGGAAAAGAAGAGAAAAGAUCAAUGAGAGGCUGAGGAUAUUGCAGAACCUUGUACCAAAUGGAACCAAAGUAGAUAUCAGCACUAUGCUUGAAGAGGCAGUGCAGUAUGUGAAGUUCUUGCAGCUUCAAAUCAAGCUCCUCAGCUCUGAUGAAAUGUGGAUGUAUGCUCCAAUUGCAUACAACGGGAUGAACAUCGGAAUAGAUCUGAACCUGUCUCAGCAUUGAUAAACCCCCGCUUCUAACAAUAUGAAGUUGCAGAAAAUUCUACAAAUUCUACUUUCGAUAUGGUUCGAGUUUAGACUUUAGACUUUAGACAAAGGUUUUAUUACUAACAUGUUACCACGUCUGAUCAAUAAGCCAUUCUGUGUAAUCCAACCAUUCGACAUAAAGGAAUGUGGAAAACAUGUUCUUCAGUUGUUUUCCGGUAACUAGCCCGCAGUUACCGAAGGAUUGGCUUGUAUGCACACAAGGAUAUGGCAAAAAAGAGUUACUAUGCACCGGGAGACGCUCUGAAACUUGUCAAAACAAGAAAGGGCAACGUCUUUGAUA
Messenger RNA from Phragmites australis (common reed), 1326 nucleotides. RefSeq names its product transcription factor RSL2-like. The coding region runs from base 58 to 1002 and encodes 314 amino acids. Gene Ontology annotation, cellular component: nucleus. Gene Ontology annotation, molecular function: DNA-binding transcription factor activity, RNA polymerase II-specific; RNA polymerase II cis-regulatory region sequence-specific DNA binding; protein dimerization activity. NCBI's taxonomy places the organism in Eukaryota, Viridiplantae, Streptophyta, Magnoliopsida, Poales, Poaceae. Gene Ontology annotation, biological process: regulation of transcription by RNA polymerase II. The record is from RefSeq and is a predicted model, not a curated record. The transcript is spliced from 5 exons.